Molecule: messenger RNA, 1191 nt
Organism: Indicator indicator
Lineage: Eukaryota; Metazoa; Chordata; Aves; Piciformes; Indicatoridae
Gene: MAT1A
Product: methionine adenosyltransferase 1A
Exons: 9
Coding region: 1-1191 (396 amino acids)
Biological process (GO): S-adenosylmethionine biosynthetic process
Cellular component (GO): cytosol
Molecular function (GO): methionine adenosyltransferase activity; ATP binding
Source: RefSeq, a predicted model, not a curated record
AUGAAUGGGCCAGUGGAUGGUUUAUGCGAUUACACGCUGGAUGAUGAAGGGGCAUUCAUGUUUACAUCAGAAUCGGUGGGAGAAGGACAUCCAGAUAAAAUCUGUGAUCAAAUCAGCGAUGCUGUACUAGACGCCCAUCUCAAACAGGAUCCAAAUGCCAAGGUUGCUUGUGAGACAGUAUGCAAGACAGGAAUGGUGUUGCUCUGUGGGGAAAUCACAUCUCGUGCUAUUGUGGAUUAUCAACGAGUUGUCCGAGAUGCAAUUAGACAUAUUGGCUAUGACGAUUCCGCUAAAGGCUUUGACUACAAAACCUGUAAUGUUUUAGUGGCACUGGAACAGCAAUCACCAGAUAUUGCCCAAGGUGUUCACCUACACAGGAAUGAAGAGGAUGUUGGUGCUGGAGAUCAGGGUUUGAUGUUUGGUUAUGCAACAGAUGAGACAGAAGAAUGCAUGCCUUUAACAAUUAUUCUUGCUCAUAAACUGAAUGCCAGGUUAGCAGAGCUGAGGCGUAGUGGAGAACUUCCAUGGCUGAGACCAGACUCUAAGACACAGGUCACUGUUCAGUAUAUCCAGCAGAAUGGAGCAGUCAUCCCGGUGCGUGUUCACACCAUUGUGAUAUCUGUGCAGCACGAUGAAACCAUUUCGCUGGAGAACAUGCGCAGAACCUUGCGGGAUCGUGUGAUCCAGGCUGUUGUCCCUGCAAAAUACUUGGAUGAGAAAACUAUUUAUCACCUUCAACCUAGUGGGCGUUUUGUUAUUGGAGGUCCUCAGGGUGAUGCUGGUGUUACUGGUCGAAAGAUCAUUGUGGAUACUUAUGGUGGCUGGGGAGCCCAUGGAGGUGGUGCUUUUUCUGGCAAGGACUACACAAAAGUGGACCGAUCAGCAGCGUACGCAGCCCGUUGGGUGGCCAAGUCUCUCGUGAAAGCUGGGCUCUGUCGCCGUGUUCUGGUUCAGGUUUCUUAUGCUAUUGGGGUUGCUCAUCCACUGUCCAUUUCACUAUUCACUUAUGGAACUUCCCAAAAAACAGAGAAAGAGCUGCUGGACAUUGUGCACAAAAACUUUGAUCUUCGGCCUGGAGUCAUUGUCAGGGAUUUGGACCUAAAAAAGCCCAUUUACCAGAAGACUGCAUGUUAUGGUCACUUUGGAAGAAAUGAAUUCUCAUGGGAGGUGCCUAAAAAGCUUGUAUUUUGA